UCCAUCCAGAAGAGACGGGAGACGGAGCGAGAAAGAGAGAGAGAGGUAGGAGGGCGAGGAAGGGACAUUUAAAACCCACCUUAAAACCUGCCUGACACGAAGGACAACGCCACACAAACACAGAUACAAAUAGCAAAAGGACUUUAGGGAAGAACUGAGACAUUCGACCUUUUUUCUUCUGCCAGGCUACUUUUCCUGGCAUAUCGCGAGAACACUCCGUCGAUUUUUAGCAGGUGAUCAUCUUGGAUUAUUUUUUUUCUGAUCAACGAUGAAUUCUGAAGGUGGCUCAGCUUGCCGAGACAUGGCCCAAGAGACCAACCAGAGCCCGGUGCCCAUACUUUGUGCCACAGGCUGUGGUUUCUAUGGCAACCCGAGAACCAAUGGCAUGUGCUCCGUCUGCUAUAAGGAUCACCUGACACGGCAGCAGAGCAGCGACCGCAUGAGCCCCCACAGCCCUAUGGGUUCAGCAGGUAGUCCUACUCUAGAGGCCUCAGCCAUCCAGAGACUAGAAGCCAGUCUAGCCAAGGUUGAUGCCUCCCCUGUGUCUUCGCCAGACAUGUCUAGAACUGUUCAAGGAUCUCUUCCUGUUACUCAACAAAUGACAGAGAUGAGUAUCUCGAGAGAGGACAAGCCAGAACCCCUAGAGCCUGUUGUAAACCAGCCUGCUGCUUCUAGUCCUUCUCCUGUAGCUUCUUCCAGCAGUGAAGAGGGCAAGGGGGACACCCCCAAACCCAAGAAGAAUAGGUGCUUCAUGUGCCGCAAAAGGGUGGGCCUUACAGGGUUUGACUGUCGCUGUGGCAACCUGUUCUGUGGCAUCCACCGGUACUCUGACAAGCACAACUGUCCCUAUGAUUACAAGGCCGAGGCCGCCGCCAAGAUCCGUAAAGAGAACCCCGUGGUGGUGGCCGACAAGAUCCAGAGAAUAUAGAUUUUACAAAUUUAACAGCAACGGCGGCAACAACGACCUUUGACAAAGACUGGAGAAUGAGUGAAAGGAGCACUGGCAUGAGUUGCUAAGUGAAGAUUGAACGGACUUGAUUUACAAAAUAACAACAUCAAGAACAUCUUGGAGAAAAAAGACGAGAAAAAAAGAAAUGAUCCUGUCUGAGGGAGAUGCAUGAAUGAUCACUUUUCUCCUUUUUUGAUUAAUUCAUUAGUUUUGUUUUAUCCUAUUUUCUGUGGUGUGGCUUUGCCGCUGUUAAGUCCUAUAUUUUUUUCUUUUUAGAAUAUGUAUUGUCUUAUAAAGAGCAGCCCAGGCUAACUGUCCAGGAUAGACUGUGCUCCUCUCACCCAAACCAGGCGCCAUUUUGUGCCAAACCGUAGACAGCCAUUUUACUGAGACCCUGUCAUGUGUCAGACACUAACAGGCUCUUCAAAGCAUCCAGAUUUCACAGUUAUAUUUCCCUCAACCUUUGAACUUCUUGUCCUGUGCUCCGUUGGUACUGGAGUCAGUCAGCGUUUGGAGAAGCUUACAACCCCCCACCAUGCACAAGGGGCUUUGUUACCUGUCUGUCUUUCCUGGCUUUACCUACCUCACAGCUGCUGUGUUAAGCUUUGUUGUCUUCCCUCUUACUUUGUUUUCAUGAGCUCUAACCCCAGCAGAACAAUGGAUCAUCUUGAUAGUCUGCCUCAGUGACCCUCUGAUCAGCAUGUCUGUGUUGACUUCAAUCGGUUUGAUUGUGACGAGGCUGUUGUCCAUUAUGGCUGGAGGUAUCACGCUAGACAGGAACAAACAAAUUACUCCACGUUUUACUGAAUCUGAACAUUUUCAAUGGACAUAAUGUGUAAAGAAGUUCCCCAUCUGACGCCUGGUGCAGGGCUGUGUGGCCUGACGGGAAGGAUGGCACCCUUCCUCUGUCAGAUUAGUCGGUGAAUUUAAGGAACAAUAUUGUUGGGCGUGAAUGAAUGGGAUAAAUGCAUGAGUUACUCUUCAUCUGCAUAAGUGUUUCUGACAUAUUUGGCAUCACCCAACUUAGGGUUUCAGACAUUUUAUUUGCUGAGAGACAAUUAUUCAUUAUAUUUUAUUAGUUUUUUUUUUCUCUCUUCCAUUGAUAUUGUACUGAUGUUAGCGCAUGUAUUCAGUGCAUUUGUGGAAUUAGGGUAUGUGAACCAUGAUUUUUUUUUUUUUUUAUGCGCUAACAGAACAUUUAUGUGAGCACAGUGAGUGUGUGUGUGUGUGUCCCACCCUUUUGUCUGUGGAGCUACCCGGUUUAUCAGCACAUGUUUACAGAACUACAGGAGCAUGCAAGAGCUAGAUUUAUGAAAAAUAAUAGAUACCAAGAUUAGAUGCAACUUCUCAUCCGUCUAACAGCUAUUGAUCAGUGUGUCCGCUUUAGAGCACCGUAGAAAAGUGUGAGUGUGUGUAUUUGUGCGCGUGCAUGUGAAUAUUCCUGUGCAAAGGUGUGUUUUCAUGGCUGACUGACACAUUGACCCCACGUAUGUUUGUGACUUGUGUUAACCCCCCCCCCCCCCCCCACACCUUUUUUAUUUUCUCCCCCUGUAAGGAUGUUUUUCAUUUAAAACACAAAUGUAUGUAUCCGUUUUGAGUUUUUCCCUUUCUGAUUCUUAGUUAUAUGCAAAUUUGUACAAAAUAUGAAAAAACAACAAACUGUGUUGAUAUUUAUGUAUUACAUAUAAUCUUGCUAUCCAGCAUUACGACAGAAUAGUAUCAUGUAAAUAAAACUGUACAGAGAGACAUUA
This is a messenger RNA of Eleginops maclovinus (Patagonian blennie), 2700 nucleotides long. RefSeq names its product zinc finger, AN1-type domain 5a (gene zfand5a). The record is from RefSeq and is a predicted model, not a curated record. The coding region runs from base 269 to 928 and encodes 219 amino acids. Lineage: Eukaryota; Metazoa; Chordata; Actinopteri; Perciformes; Eleginopidae. Gene Ontology annotation, molecular function: DNA binding; zinc ion binding. The transcript has 6 exons.